AUGAACUCGGCGCCGUUCAGUACGUUACUACCACCUCCAAAGAAGGAAUCAUCCCCUACUGUCGCGUCUGCACACCAGUCUCCUGAGAACCAGGGCGAUGAGCCCGUGGCUGGUAUAGUGUUUGACUCGCUACAGCCGGAUGGCAUCCCAAAUGUCUCAUUCCAGGAUUUUAUACCCAUCAGGCAAAGGGACUUCAAUAUGGAAAUACCCCUCCCCAGCAAGCAAGAUAUUGAACAAACGUUUCAGAGGACGAAGGCAUAUUUUGACAAGUUGCUGAACAACAAACCCGCCACCAACUCUCGGCCGAGCACUGACGCUCGAAGCGGCAAGGGGAACUAUAUCGAAUAUAAAACGACAGAUGCAUUAACGAAUAAAAGCACAUCGCGGAUCAUAAAGAUUGUUGACCACGUAGCCGAUCCACUACAGCCUUCCCAAAUAAAGAGAAAGAAAGUCGUUGCCCCGCCUACAGAUGAGCCUGUUGCCCCUAUACUUCACAGCGCCACAGAGAAGUUGACUAAAGAGCAGCGUGAGCAAUGGCGCAUACCUUCCGCUGUAUCUAACUGGAAAAAUCCAAACGGGUAUGCGAUAGAUCUGGAAAAACGUAUUGCAAUCGAUGGGAGAUACAACAGGGAGGGUACCGCCAUACCAGCAGUAAAUGAGAAACUUUUAGAAUUAACGAAUGCCUUGGAAGAAGCUGAAUCGAAGGCACGGGAAGAAGUCAGAAACAGGGCCGAAGCUAGAAAACAAGAGGCCGAACAGCAGGUGCGACUAAAAGAAGACAAGCUACGUGAGCUAGCGCAACGCUCCCGGGAAGAACGGCAAAGAAAAAGGCGACAACCGAUUGACCAUGAGGAGUACGAUGAAUCUGCGAUAAUAAGACAGACAGAGCGUAAUGAGAAACGGGAUCAAAUGAAAAAUGAUAUGCGUCUUUCCAAGCUCAGUACGGCAGACCGCUUGCGGGUGCUCGCCCACGCGCAGGGGAGAGAUGUCUCUGAAAAGAUUAUUCUGGGCGCAGCAAAACCAUCCGAAGUGCCCGAUGUUCACUAUGACUCUAGGCUCUUGACUAAAGGUGCAGGCACUGCGGUACCCGGGGCCCCCGAGCAGGUAUACGAUGGUCCCCUCUUUGCGCAAAAUGCGAUGGAUAGACUCUAUAAACCUGCAAGGUUCACUGGACCCGAGAACGAUGCUUUGGAUAUCCUGAGUAAGAUGACAAGUGAACAAAGAUUUGAGGACCAAGAUCCUGGAACUUCAGUUGACCAGCAGCAGACAUCGCCGGGAAUGCAGAAAUCUGAUGCAAAGCAGGAUUCCGAACACGACCUAAAACGCACGUGA
Messenger RNA from Eremothecium gossypii ATCC 10895, 1332 nucleotides. It is a transcript of the gene PRP45, whose product is annotated as mRNA splicing protein PRP45. The transcript has a single exon. Gene Ontology annotation, cellular component: spliceosomal complex. Gene Ontology annotation, biological process: mRNA splicing, via spliceosome. NCBI's taxonomy places the organism in Eukaryota, Fungi, Ascomycota, Saccharomycetes, Saccharomycetales, Saccharomycetaceae. The coding region runs from base 1 to 1332 and encodes 443 amino acids. The record is from RefSeq and is marked provisional.